This is a messenger RNA of Vittaforma corneae ATCC 50505, 303 nucleotides long. RefSeq lists its product as uncharacterized. Gene Ontology annotation, cellular component: negative cofactor 2 complex; nucleus. The transcript has a single exon. The coding region runs from base 1 to 303 and encodes 100 amino acids. Gene Ontology annotation, molecular function: transcription corepressor activity; transcription coactivator activity; protein heterodimerization activity. The record is from RefSeq and is a predicted model, not a curated record. NCBI's taxonomy places the organism in Eukaryota, Fungi, Microsporidia, Nosematidae. Gene Ontology annotation, biological process: positive regulation of transcription by RNA polymerase II; negative regulation of transcription by RNA polymerase II; transcription by RNA polymerase II.
AUGGACCACUCUUUGAAUGAUCUUCAUAAGAAACGAAAGACACGAUUUCCACUUUCAAGAAUAAAAAAGAUCAUGCAGCAGAACGAAGAUGUUGGAAAGGCAGCAAUAACUGUUCCUGUUGUGCUCAGCAAGGCUUUGGAGAUGUUUUUUGAGCAGAUUAUAUCCAAAAUGGCAGAGAGUGCAAAAAGAAGAGAAUCAGCUAAGAUCCAAGCACAGGAUUUCAGAAGUGUUGUUAAGAGCAAUGAAGAACUGUAUUCAUUUUUGGUGCCACUGUGCAGCACUGAGAAAGAAGAUAGCCAGUAG